AUGGUAAGAGCUCCAUGCUGCGAGAAGAUGGGACUGAAGAAAGGUUCAUGGACACGCGAAGAAGACCGCAUAUUGAUCAAUUACAUUGACCAAUAUGGCCACACCAAUUGGAGGGCACUUCCUAAACAUGCCGGUUUAUUAAGGUGUGGAAAGAGUUGUAGACUCCGGUGGACGAAUUACUUGCGACCGGACAUUAAACGGGGAAACUUCAGCAAAGAAGAAGAGGACGCCAUUAUCAAUUUGCAUGGAAAAUUAGGAAACAGAUGGUCAGCCAUUGCAGCAAGACUGCCAGGACGUACAGACAAUGAAAUAAAAAAUGUGUGGCACACCAACUUGAAAAAGAGACUCCACAAAAUUGACUCCUCUUCCAAGUCCAAACUACACUCCAUCAAUGAAGCAAAACCCUUAAUGAAUCAUCCGAAUCAGGAUACAUUGGAUCUCCAACCGGAUUCCCCUCAACAUUGGCUUAGCGAAAUCUCCAACGUCAUCACCAAUAACAGCAACAACGGUAACGUGUGCAUGGAGGCUGAUGCAGAAGUCCUAGACGAUUUCCCUGAAGUUGAUGAAAAUUUCUGGUCGGAGGUGCUCUCUGAUGAAAAUUCCGGCAGCACCAGCGAUUUUCCUGCAGUCACAGCAGAGGAACAACUUCAAUUUCCUUUGUCACCUUUUCAUGCCAUGGAAUAUGUGUACGGCUACAAUUCAAGCGUUCAUGAUGGCAAGGACUUUUGGUACAACCUUUUCACACGAGCUGGGGAAUUAUCAUAAUUACCAGAUUUUUAAUUAAGCAUGCAAAGAUCAUGUCAAUAAUAUUCAAGCUUCUUCUAAAGAGAGGUUUGAUUUAUUUGUCUACGGUUUUUGACCAUUGUAGG
Messenger RNA from Cornus florida, 869 nucleotides. RefSeq names its product transcription factor MYB14-like. NCBI's taxonomy places the organism in Eukaryota, Viridiplantae, Streptophyta, Magnoliopsida, Cornales, Cornaceae. The record is from RefSeq and is a predicted model, not a curated record. Bases 1 to 765 code for a protein of 254 amino acids. The transcript is spliced from 3 exons.